CGAAGAAAAGCCUGAGGCUUCUGCACUGUAGCACGGGAUGAAUUUUCUUAAAAGUGGGCUACAGUCCGUGCUCGGCUCGCAGCAGACCAGCCAGGCACCAACCGGAGCGGAAACGGUGGAGUUGCUGGUGGAACGAGUAACGAGCUCAACGCUGCUGGACGAUCGGCGCGAUGCUUGCCGGGCACUGAAGGCUCUCUCGAAGAAGUAUCGCAUCGAAGUGGGCAUCGGAAUGACUGCGCUGAUGCAGGUGCUCGAAACGGAUCGUUCGGAUUGCGAGAUCAUUGGCUACUGUCUCGACACCCUUUGCCACGUUACUUCGCCAGAGCAGUUCGAGGAAGAGGAGGACAAUCCGAACGUGACGGCCAACAUUGGCGAACAGUUUACGGAGAUUUUCAUUAAAACACCCGACAACGUGUGCCUGGUGCUGGGCUGCCUCGAGGAGUACGAUUUUCGCGUUCGCUGGGCGGCCAUCAAGUUGCUGACGAAUCUGUUGGCGAACCGGCCGAAAGAGAUCCAGGAAAUUGUGCUGGUCAGUCCGAUGGGUGUGUCGAAGAUGAUGGACCUGUUGAUCGACAGCCGGGAGGUGAUCCGGAACGACGCCCUGCUGCUGAUGAUCCAGCUGACCAAGGGCAAUGGCAACAUUCAAAAGAUUGUUGCGUUCGAGAACGCUUUCGAUCGGUUGCUGGACGUCAUCAAAGAGGAAGGCUGCUCGGACGGGGGAAUCGUGGUGGAAGACUGUCUCAUCCUGAUGCUGAAUCUGUUGAAAAACAAUCCCAGCAACCAGCAGUUCUUCAAGGAGGGUUCCUACAUACAGCGGUUAGCUCCGAUGCUAGAGCUUCCACCGGAGCAGGAUCAAACCGGUAUGAGCCCACAGAAAGUUUCCAACCUACACUGCAUGCUGCAGGUGGUCCGUGCACUCGUCAGUCCGAGCAACCCGCAGCAGGUGAUUGGUUCGUGCCAGAAAGCGAUCCGCAGUUCCGGGUUGCUGGCGGCUAUCUGUAACAUCAUCAUGGCCAGUGGUGUCCCGCCGGAUCUGCUGAUCGAAACAAUCAACACGAUCGCGGAGGUGAUCCGGGGCGAUGGUCAGAAUCAGGACUACUUCAACUCGGUCGUCGCACCGUGCGAUCCGCCCCUGUCCGCCAUCGUACUGCUGCUCAUGUCGAUGGUGAACGACAAGCAGCCACUUCCGCUGCGCUGUGCCGUGCUGUACUGCUUCCAGAGCUACCUAUACCGUAACGACGGAGGUCAAAGUUCACUCGUGAAAACGUUGCUUCAAUCGUCGGAACAAGCGGCAACCAUCACCAGCGGCCAGCUGCUGUGCCGGAGUCUUUUUAGUACCGAUCCCCUGUCCAACUGGUUUGCGGCCGUUUCGUUAAGCCACGCACUGCUCGAUAACCCGGCCCAAAAGGAGCAACUGUUGCGCGUGGUGUUGGCCACAUCGCACGUCAGCAAGCCGGUCUCGUUGCUCGAACAGUGCAAUCAGCUGCUACAGCAGGCGACGUGCAAGUUCCAGGCGAAGGUGGGACUCCUGAUGCUGCUGUCCGUGUGGCUGGCCGACUGUCAGCUGGCGGUGCGAACAUUCCUCUCGACUCCGGGCACCGUCGCGUACCUCACGGGGCAGAUAUCGGCCAACGAGCACGGUGACAACGAGUAUCUGGUGCAGGGCUUGUGCGCCUUCCUCAUGGGCAUCUGCAUCCAGUUCAACGACAACAGUGUGCAGGAGCACCAGCGCGAGUUCCUCUGCCAGCUGCUCAUCAAGCGCAUCGGCCUGGACACGUACAACAAGAAGCUGGGCGAAGUGUCGAAGCACGAAAACUACAGCAAAUCGGCCAAACAGCCGCAGAUCCGUAUAGCGGCCACCACGGAUUUGCUGCUUGAUUACGAGUUCUGUCGGCUGUUCAAAGCACUCGAAGCAACGGUAACGAAAACGGUCAACGGGUUCAGUACCGGGGGACAGACCAUCGCCGAGCUCACGCUAAGCCAAGAAGCGUCCGGGCUGGUGGCGCAGUACAAGGACAUCAUCCGCGAGCAAGAUGGCCGGUUGCAGGCCCUCCACCAGCAGCUCGCUCAAACCGAGGGCCGAGUGACCGAGCUAACGCAAUCUCUCGAGCAGACCCGGGCCGGCAACGCUCAGUUGCAGGAUCAAAACAUUCUCCUCAAAGCACAACUGCAGGCCGCUUCCAAUUCCGUGCGUGUGCAGGGUGGCGCUGCGACAGCGUCAUCAACGGCUUCAUCCCCCCUCCACGUGCUUACCACGCAAGAAGGCGAUCGACAGGAGGCACUCGAAAGCCGGCUAUCGAUGCUAACGCUCGCUCAGCAAACGGACCGAGCGAAACUUGCGUUCUACGAAACGGAAAACUCUCGCUUGUUGGGAGAAUUGGACCAGCUGCGGGCACGACUGGCGGUGGCUGAGGCACGGGCCAACGAAUCCGGUGGCGAGCUGGAGAAGGUGCGCCACGAUCAGGAAGAUCUACUCGAGCUGCUCACCGAUCAGGAAAACAAACUGCAACGCUACCGGAUGGAACUGAAACGGGUUACGGGCCAACCAUUCGAGGACGACGAUGACGAGGAUGGCGAGGAAGUGGAACACAACGCGCCCACCAAAGAAGGGCAGCGCAAUGGAACGGAAAGCAACGGCAACGGUCCGGAAGUAAGUCGGACGGGACACACGCCAAGUCACACGGCAACCGAUGCCGCCAACCCUAUCGGAGGAUUCUUGUGUUAAUGCUUCAGUGCGAUGAAUGUUUACCAGCAAAACAGAAAUGGUGCGCCAACGUGGCGCAUUCUUGGUAGGCCUAAACCGACACAUAAAGCUAGUGGCCAUUCGCCAAGACCCCGGUUUCCUAUGUUAUCACUGUAUUAUCAUUAAUCGAGAUGGGAGGGAAUGGAUGCAGCGAGUCGCGCGAGUCAAUCCAAAAUUUACGUUCAAAGUGUUCUCGCCAUCUCCAGAGUUC
Anopheles cruzii is the source of this 2954-nucleotide messenger RNA. It is a transcript of the gene p115, whose product is annotated as general vesicular transport factor p115. NCBI's taxonomy places the organism in Eukaryota, Metazoa, Arthropoda, Insecta, Diptera, Culicidae. The record is from RefSeq and is a predicted model, not a curated record. The coding region runs from base 38 to 2725 and encodes 895 amino acids. The transcript is spliced from 2 exons. Gene Ontology annotation, cellular component: cytoplasm; ER to Golgi transport vesicle membrane; endoplasmic reticulum. Gene Ontology annotation, biological process: intracellular protein transport; vesicle fusion with Golgi apparatus; endoplasmic reticulum to Golgi vesicle-mediated transport.